AUGCCUGGGCUGUGCCUGGGGCCCCUCACCUUCGUCGCUCCGAUCUGCUCCAACGCAGAUGCUGCAGUCUGGCUCUCGCUGUUCUGGUCGAUGAACUUGUGCGCCGUGCCGUCGCGCCCCAUGGCGAUGCUCGUGCUGUUCCGCUGCCUGGAGUGGCGCCCGCAGCCCAUCGUGCAGCUCGCGACGUCCAACCGCAUUGAGCUGUCGACCGCGGGCGGGGUAUAUGCUGUGACUACGAGCGCCGACACUGGGAUCGAUUGGCUGGCCCUGCCGCCCAUGCUCACCCCGACGGUAAUUGUUUUGCCUGAUGCCGCCGCUGGUGGCGCACAACGCCCUCCCGCUGAACGAGUCCCGCAUCGCGCUGCCGUUGGUGGCGAACGUCUCCGUCCUGAAGAUCCCGUCCUGCACGAUGCUGCUAGUGGUGGCGACGGAUUGGCUGACGCAGCCCAUCCUGCACAUCCCGAAGAAGCUCUGCUUGCUGAUGCACGCGCCGUUCCGCCGCCUAGCGCGGCUGCCGCUGCGCAUGAGGCCCCUGAGGCCACCCGCCCAUCUCGCCUUGAGCCCACCGUCUGGCUCACGCCACCCAGCUCUUCCCCGUCUUGGUGCCCUUCGCUUCGCUCGUCUCCUGCCCGUCCUCCCACCGUCGCUCCUGCUACCGAUCAGUGCUUUUCCGGUUUCCCGAGUGUUGGCAUCAAAGUGCGCCCGAAUGCAGCGGCCAGCGCGGCCGCAUGUUACAGCGCAGCAGAGUAUUGGGCGUAG
Molecule: messenger RNA, 759 nt
Organism: Prorocentrum cordatum
Lineage: Eukaryota; Dinophyceae; Prorocentrales; Prorocentraceae
Source: the annotation of a GenBank genome assembly